AUGGAUAUGCAUACCACCCUGAUGAUGGUGGUGGAAUCGGGUAUGGCUCCCUCUGUCCGUCUGGUCCUGCUUCUUGCCGUCUUGCUCAGCCUGGGGGAGACUCCUGCCUCUGUACCUGUCCACCAGGGGCGAGGAGGCUGGACCCUCAACAGCGUGGGCUAUCUCCUGGGUCCCGUGCCCCACCUUCCCCGGAGCGCGGACCACGGAGGGAAGGAGAAGACAGCCCUGGAGGUCCUAGACCUGUGGAAGGCCGUUGAUGGGCUCCCCUAUCCCCGCCCUCAGCGGGCCUCCAAGAGGAGCCUGAGGGAGACCUUUGCCAAAGCAGAGACUGCAGAUCUGGGCAAGCUCAGCGAGAAAGCCCCCAAGGAGGGAGAUGCCCUGCGGUCCUAG
This is a messenger RNA of Neomonachus schauinslandi (Hawaiian monk seal), 390 nucleotides long. It is a transcript of the gene GALP, whose product is annotated as galanin like peptide. NCBI's taxonomy places the organism in Eukaryota, Metazoa, Chordata, Mammalia, Carnivora, Phocidae. Gene Ontology annotation, cellular component: extracellular region. The record is from RefSeq and is a predicted model, not a curated record. The transcript is spliced from 6 exons. Gene Ontology annotation, molecular function: hormone activity. Bases 1 to 390 code for a protein of 129 amino acids. Gene Ontology annotation, biological process: antimicrobial humoral immune response mediated by antimicrobial peptide; defense response to Gram-negative bacterium; behavioral response to starvation.